This is a messenger RNA of Xiphophorus couchianus (Monterrey platyfish), 2806 nucleotides long. It is a transcript of the gene slc23a4, whose product is annotated as solute carrier family 23 member 4. Gene Ontology annotation, biological process: transmembrane transport. NCBI's taxonomy places the organism in Eukaryota, Metazoa, Chordata, Actinopteri, Cyprinodontiformes, Poeciliidae. The transcript has 12 exons. Gene Ontology annotation, cellular component: membrane. The record is from RefSeq and is a predicted model, not a curated record. Gene Ontology annotation, molecular function: transmembrane transporter activity. The coding region runs from base 401 to 2224 and encodes 607 amino acids.
ACUCAAAGUGGAACAAAGUUAACCACAAAAACAGCAAUAAUCCUGAAAGGAGGUGAAAACAGGAUCCAGGCUGCAGAGGUUCUGGCCUCAAAAGUUUCUUCUUAUGAGAUUAGGGUUUGUUUUACAGUGAAAAGGACAGAAAAUCUCCAGCUUGCCAGAAGCUGGUUGGUCAGCUGCUGCUUCUGUUGUAAUUCGGUUCACAUGAGCGCUCGGUUGGAGCCAUUUCAGUCAGCACGAGCUGCAGUCCCAUGUCUGAAAUUUGCUUUUUCUUAGCAGGCUGUCCACCCUGCCCGCGCUCCCGCCUCCCGGCCGCUUCCUUUUGUUUGGUUUUCUCUUCUUUCUUUUCUGUUUCUUCUCAAACUUCUGGAAACUAAACCUGAGCCAGCAGGUUGAAGCUGACAUGACCUCCGAGAAGGAAAGCAAUGGACUCGACAACUAUGCCUUUGCGCUGGAAGGACGUUUCUGUGAUCUACAAGAAAAAGAAGAAGACCUGGAUUCGUCUAUCGAUGAAGACACAAACAAACUGGCUUACUGCGUGACAGACGUCCCGCCCUGGUACCUCUCCAUCCUCUUAGGCGCUCAGCACUGUUUGACUGCCUUUGGCGGCAUCAUCGCCAUCCCCCUCAUCCUGUCGCAGGGUCUGUGUCUGCAGCAUGACGGCCUCACACAGAGCCGCCUCAUCAGCACCAUCUUCUUCGUGUCUGGAAUCUGCACCUUGCUGCAGGUCACCUUUGGCAUCAGGCUGCCCAUUCUUCAAGGCGGCACGUUCACGCUGCUGGCUCCCUCCAUGGCGAUGCUGUCCAUGCCAGAAUUUAGGUGUCCUGCCUGGACCCAAAACGCCAGCUCAGUCAACACGUCGUCCACAGAGUUCAUAGAAGUGUGGCAGAGUCGGAUGAGAGCUCUGCAGGGCUCCAUUAUUGUGGGCUCCAUCUUCCAGGUGUUUGUUGGAUUUUCUGGCCUCAUCGGCCUCUUCAUGCGCUUCAUUGGACCUCUCACCAUUGCUCCCACUAUUGCUCUUAUUGGUCUGUCGCUGUUUGAUUCAGCUGGGAGCAGUGCUGGAAACCACUGGGGCAUCUCUUCAAUGACCACAGCCCUGAUCAUCCUGUUUUCACAGUACCUCCGUCACAUAGCCAUGCCCUUUCCUACAUACAGCAAGGAUAAAAAGCUUCACACUUCUCGAGUCUGCAUCUUUCAAAUUCUCCCUGUCUUGUUGGGAAUCACAGUUUCUUGGCUCAUUUGUUACAUCUUGACGACGUAUAAUGUUCUUCCUGCUGAACCAGGGCAGUACGGUUACCUCGCACGCACAGACCUAAAAGGAGAAGUAAUCAGCCAAGCUCCCUGGUUUACCUUCCCAUACCCAGGACAGUGGGGGAAGCCCACGGUGAGCCUAGCCGGCGUGGUGGGGAUCCUGGCCGGGGUGAUCUCCUCCAUGAUCGAGUCUGUUGGGGAUUAUCACGCAUGCGCAAGAUUAUCUGGAGCUCCGCCGCCACCGAGACACGCCAUCAACCGCGGCAUAGGCAUCGAGGGAAUCGGCUGCCUGCUGGCUGGAGCGUGGGGAACCGGAAACGGAACCACUUCCUACAGCGAGAACGUCGGCGCGCUCGGUAUCACCAAGGUCGGGAGCCGCGUGGUCAUAGUGGCCAGCGGGGUGUUCAUGGUUGCCAUGGGGAUACUUGGUAAAAUGGGUGCAGUAUUUGCCACCAUCCCCUCUCCGGUGAUUGGAGGCAUGUUCAUGGUCAUGUUUGGUGUCAUCUGUGCAGCAGGAGUCUCUAAUUUGCAGUACGCAGACAUGAAUUCAUCUAGAAAUAUCUUCAUUUUUGGCUUCUCCAUGUUCUCUGGUUUGGUCAUUCCCAACUGGAUAUUAAAGAAUCCCAAAGCUAUUGCUACAGGUGUGGUAGAGUUCGACCAGAUGCUGCAGGUUCUUCUGACAACCAGCAUGUUUGUCGGCGGUUUCUUCGGCUUCGUGUUGGACAACACCGUCCCAGGAUCGAAGCAGGAGCGCGGCAUCCUGGCCUGGAACAAAGCUCAUGAAGACGAUUCAUGUGAAACUCUGGAGACCGGAGAGGUUUACAACCUCCCAUUUGGCCUGACCUCCUACCUGUCCUCGUUCUCCUGGCUGCGCUACGUCCCGUUCUGCCCGCCGGGCCUGUCCAGCUCCCUGGAUCCCAAGCAGCCGCUGGGAACUCCAGACCCGGGCCAGAUCAUGAUCGGAGUUGGGUUGUGAGCCACGGUUUCAUGUCACGGUGCCGUCAUUUGGGAUUUUCCAAACACACCCCCACCAGAGGCAGCUCAGGUUCUGUAACAUCUCAGAGACAGUGUACUGUAGCAACAGUGUUUGGAUCUUAUAAUAAUUCAUCUUUCAUUUCGCAGCAUGUUUGGACUGCUACAUUGAUUUUUAAAUGAGAUCAAGUGGGGAAUUCAGAAAAUAAGGACAUGAAGGAGUAAGAAAGUAAUCUCUUCCAUUUCUUAGAAAUAAAAAGGCGACUGCAGAGCUAAGAUACUUUGACUGGACAAAGUUUAGAAAUAUGCAACAGCAGGCGAAUGCAACCCAUAUCCGACAGCAGGAUGUGGGUCGUUAUUAUCAUUUACAUCCAGAUUUACCGUCUGGCUUCUUCUGCUGCUGCAUUAUGACACACGUUCACAUCAAUAACGUAAAAGUCAGAUAAAAUGUGACGUGAGCCUUCAGACAGCAGACUGUGAAAACUAUCUGAUACCAUUUAGUUUACAUAUGGAAGUGGAACCGAUCAGUUUUUCAAAGGGGGUGAAAAAAUUGGAAUUGGGAAGUCCAGACUGGAGUACAAAAAAA